Messenger RNA from Solanum dulcamara, 549 nucleotides. Its product is annotated as secreted RxLR effector protein 161-like. Bases 1 to 549 code for a protein of 182 amino acids. Lineage: Eukaryota; Viridiplantae; Streptophyta; Magnoliopsida; Solanales; Solanaceae. The transcript has 2 exons. The record is from RefSeq and is a predicted model, not a curated record.
AUGAAGGAUUUGGGAGCUGCAAAGAAAAUUCUUGGAAUGGAGAUUUCAAGAGAAGAUGGUGUUGUACAUCUUUAUCAAAAGAGGUACAUCGGAAAGGUUCUUAAGAGGUUAAAUGUGCAGAUGAGCAAACCUUAUAAGGAUGAAGUGGAGCAUAUGUCAAAAGUUCCUUAUGCUAGCGCAGUUAGUUGCAUUAUGUACGCUAUAGUGUGCACACAUUCAGAUAUUGUUCAAUCUGUAAGUGUGCUAAGCAGGUACAUGGCCAAUCUAGAAAAAAGGCAUUGGGAAGCUGUCAAGUGGAUACUGAGAUAUCUCAAAGGAGCUUCUGAUGUUGGCCUAACCUUUCGAAAAAGUGAAGGUAUUUUAAUUCUCGGUUAUGUGGAUUCUGACUAUGCAGGGGAUCUUGAUAGAAGAAGGUCCACAACUGGAUAUAUUUUUACUCUCAUUGGCAGUGCCAUUAGUUGGAAAUCGACUUUACAGACAAUUUUUGCUUUGUCUACAACAGAGGCAGAAUAUAUGGCAGCAACAGAGGUAGUGAAAGAAGCUAUCUGA